Messenger RNA from Cannabis sativa, 1021 nucleotides. RefSeq lists its product as uncharacterized. Bases 294 to 902 code for a protein of 202 amino acids. The transcript has 3 exons. The record is from RefSeq and is a predicted model, not a curated record. Lineage: Eukaryota; Viridiplantae; Streptophyta; Magnoliopsida; Rosales; Cannabaceae. Gene Ontology annotation, cellular component: mitochondrion.
GGUACAAAUAUUACCACAUAAUUUUAAUGAAACUAAUCAUAUGUUAUCGAUCGAAAAAGAAGGAAAAGAAAAAGGCAUACGUUAUCAAAUUGAAGACAUAUGUGGCGUAUUAUAUUACCUCAUCUUUCUGUUCUCUUCGUCUUUAUUAUGUCCACAAGUGAUACCCAAGGAGAAAAGCAAGGGAAAACUAACAAAUGUUUAAAAUUUUAACAUAGAAAAUAAAGUCAUGUUGUUUUUUGUUUUAAUGUUUUGAGUAGAUAGAAGAGGAAAUCUAGUGUUGUGUACGGCCAAAAAUGGCAACAAUACUACUACUAGUCCCUUCUCCCAUUUCCUCAGCUUCAUCUUCAUGUUUAUUGGAUAAGGGUCAUCAGCUGAGCCUGAGGCACCUCCACCUCAGUCGCCACUCUUCUUUUUCUUCUUCUUCUUUACCCAUUUCUAAACCCCUUUCUUCUUCUUUUCAAAUUAGAGCUCUCAAGCAGAAAACAGACGAAGAAGUUUCUGCUGAGGAAAUUACUAAAAAGUUGGGCCUUGAAGCUGGUCUAUGGAAGAUAUUCAGCUCAAAAGAUGAAGAAGACACAGAAGGUGGGGAGAAAAAGAAAUCAAAAGGAGAACAAGCCAAAGAGUUGCUUACAAAAUAUGGAGGAGCUUAUUUAGCCACCUCCAUUACACUUUCUCUCAUUUCUUUUUCACUAUGUUAUAUUCUAAUUAAUGCUGGUGUUGAUGUCCAGGCUUUGCUGCAAAAGGUGGGAAUCUCAGCUAAUGAGACUGGAGAGAAAGUGGGAACUUUUGCUUUGGCUUAUGCUGCACACAAGGCUGCAUCUCCAAUAAGGUUCCCUCCAACAGUAGCACUUACUCCUAUUGUGGCCAGUUGGAUUGGAAAGAAAGUCGACAAAGAAGACUAGGGUUAGGUUUUAAAUGUUAAAAAUUAUGUGUAAGAAUUUUACUCAUGGUAUUGAAUUAAUGUAAACUAUCUAUACUAGUGUUACAAACACAAUCAUAUAAUACAAAAUUUCAUUUUCAA